GGUGCUUCUGAGGGCUGCGCUGAGGAGGGGGGAACGACGGGGAAGUGGGAGGGAGGGGGAGGAGGAGGAGGCCGCCGAGCCGCAGGGAUCGAAUCGUCCCGGCAGGCAGCCUCCCGCCGCUGCGCCCUUACCCAGGUGUGCCCCGCACCGUCCCCUCAGUGGGGGCGGGCGCCAUGGGAGGCCCCGAGCAGCGCCGAGCGGGAAGCCGGCGAACGGGUGCUGAGCUGCUUCACCUCCGCUGAACCCUUCCCGCUCCUCCGGGAGGAUCGGAGAGCGAUAUGGACCGCCCGCCGCAACCGCCAGCCGCCUGGUAACCCCGCGGCAGCUCUGAGGCGGCUCGGGCAUGGCCCAGCAUGAGGAGAGCGACGGAGGGCAGCAGCAGCAGCAGCAGCGUUACCCCGUUACCAGCUGGGCCAAGACAACUGAUGUGAGUUUCUCCAACUCCUUGAAUGGUUUGAGCUUCGUGGGAAUUCUGGACAUUAAAGCAGGCAGCACUUUCCAGGGUCUUCCAAGCUUGAAUUCCAGGACCCCAAGAUCCCUCUCAUCACCUGAGGAUGGGCCUGGCCAGUUGGCCAAUGUUUUAGAAGAUUGUCACAGCCUUAAAUCAGUGGAUUCUGGGAUUCCAACUCUAGAAAUAGGGAACCCAGAGCCCGUCCACUGCAGCGCGUUAAAUGGGAAAAGAAAGUCAGAACCCGAAGUGGUGCCUGAAAGGGCUUUUCAGAGCGCCUCCACGCUGCCAUCUUACGUGCCUCCAAAUUCCCUGUCCUCUGAGCAGGACCACGCCGUGAGGAAAUCCUCCACUUUCCCCCGAAGUGGCUACGACACUGUCAAACUUUACAGCCCCACUGCAAAACCUCUGAGCCGAAGCGACGACGUCUCCGUCUGCAGCGUCUCGAGUCUCAGCACGGAGCUCUCAGCCACUUUAUCAGUCAGCAACGAGGACAUUUUGGACUUUGUGGUCACAAGCAGUUCAAGUGCAAUUGUGAACCUGGAGACAGAUGAGGCCCACUUCUCAGAUGUCACCCUGAAUUCCACUAAAGAGACCAAUGAUCAGUGCCAGCAGGGGCCUUGUCAAGAGGCAGACGUGGACAGCAAGCGAAGAAUACUGGAACCUUUCACAAACUUCUUUGCCAGGAAUUUGUUUGCCAGAAAGCAAAGUGCAAGAUUUGAAAAACAAAAUGAUGUGGGAUGGAAGUUGUUUGGAAAAGUACCUCUCAGAGAAAACUCACAGAAAGAUCCAAAGAAAAUACAAAAGGAAUAUGAAGAAAAAACUGGACGAGCUCACAGACCACUCUCUCCUAAGCAGAAUGUGAGGAAGAAUCUUGAUUUUGAACCACUUUCCACUACAGCACUUAUUUUAGAGGACAGACCAGCGAACCUCCCUGCAAAGCCAGCAGAAGAAGCUCAGAAACACAGACAGCAGUACGAAGAAAUGGUGGUUCAAGCAAAAAAAAGAGAGCUUAAAGAAGCCCAGAAGAGAAAGAAGCAACUGGAAGAGCGUUGCAAACUGGAAGACAGCAUUGGCAAUGCUGUCCUGACUUGGAACAAUGAGAUCUUACCCAACUGGGAAACUAUGUGUUGUUCCCGGAAAGUCCGAGAGCUGUGGUGGCAGGGCAUCCCCCCCAGUGUGAGAGGCAAAGUCUGGAGCUUGGCAAUUGGCAAUGAGUUAAACAUCACCCAUGAACUUUAUGAUAUUUGCCUGGCUCGUGCCAAAGAGAAAUGGAGAUCACUUAGCACAGGAGGGGCUGAAGUAGAAUGUGAAGAUGCUGGAUUUUCAGCAGCUGACAGAGAAGCAAGCUUGGAGUUAAUAAAACUGGAUAUCUCAAGAACUUUUCCUAAUCUCUGUAUAUUCCAGCAGGGUGGUCCUUACCAUGACACGUUGCACAGUAUUUUAGGAGCCUAUACAUGUUACAGACCUGAUGUAGGCUAUGUACAGGGCAUGUCAUUCAUAGCAGCAGUAUUGAUCUUGAACUUGGAUACUGCAGAUGCCUUCAUUGCUUUUUCUAACCUUUUAAAUAAACCCUGUCAGAUGGCGUUUUUCCGUGUGGACCAUGGCCUUAUGUUGACUUACUUUGCUGCAUUUGAGGUAUUCUUUGAAGAAAAUCUGCCAAAGUUAUUUGCUCACUUCAAAAAAAAUAACUUAACUCCAGACAUCUAUCUUAUUGAUUGGAUAUUCACCUUGUACAGCAAAUCUUUGCCCCUGGACCUGGCGUGUCGUGUCUGGGACGUCUUCUGCCGUGAUGGGGAAGAGUUCCUGUUCCGUACAGCCCUGGGAAUACUAAAACUUUUUGAAGAUAUUUUGACCAAAAUGGACUUCAUUCAUAUAGCCCAGUUUCUAACAAAGCUACCAGAGGACUUGCCUUCAGAAGAAUUCUUCACAUCUAUUGCUACCAUUCAGAUGCAAAGCAGAAACAAAAAGUGGGCUCAGAUCCUGGCUGCUCUGCAGAAGGAUAACAGGGAAAUGGAGAAAGGAAGCCCUUCCCUCAAACGUUGAACCUCUUCUUGCCUCCAGUCACUCCUGGGAGAAAAGAGCUACAGUGGCAAAAGUACUGAGUACUCUUUGAGCCUGCAAAUCAAAGUGUUAUUUCAAGAGUUUUGUUCAGUAGUAGGAUAACCAGAAACGGGAGAGAAUCAAAAAGAGAGGGAGGGAAAAAAAACAAACCAAAGGAAGGCAGGAAAUAUUGGAAUAAAGCCCUUAGAAGUGAAACCUAGGCUUAGUCUUAAACUUCUCUUGGAAUGAGUGUUUGUUGUGGACAGCAUUACAUGUUUUGUACUUCUGAAGAGGGCAGGGAAAGUAAACAACAUUACAGGGAUAUUUUUUUUCAGUGGUGUUUUUCUUCCAUGAUUUAAAACAAGUGGGCAUUCAACAAUGUUGGUUGCUUUGAAAGCUGCUCCAUGGUUUCAUUCUUAGGCAGGAUAUGUUUCCCAUACCCAUAGCUGGAUCUGGAUUUUAAAUAACUGGUGCUGGAAUUUAUAGUUCCAUGAUAUAAGGACCAUUUCUCUAGAAAUGCUUCAUGUUUUCUAGGCUGUGGGUCCCAUUUACCAAAGAAAUCAUGUAGACAUAGAACCACAUUCCAUUCUGUAAUAAGAAGUGGAAAGUAAACUUGGAAGAGAAUUCAUGCUAGCAGUGCAAAAACCAAUUAUUCUUCAAGAUGCUUUGGAAAUUUAUCUUUCCAAUCUUGAUGCAUAAGGAAAAAGUUCUCUUAAUCAGACUUGGAUUCCAAGCUCACCCUGGGGGGUUCUGGUAUUAAGCUGGCAUCACCUCCCAGCUGUACUGUCUGUCCUCUCUUUAAAGCCGGGCUCUACUAAAUAUAUACUACUACUAAAUGUUUGUUUCUAUGUCUCCCUCUCCUGGGGCAGAGCCAUUUCAGGGUGUUCCUGCCAACUCCAGCCACACUGAUGAAGCUGUGGGCUGAGCAGAUAAAAAAAUCCCUUUUCCCCAUUUCUCAGUUCAUCAUUACUUUAAACCCAGCUCUGCUUACUGGCAAAAACUGGAAGAAGGGUGUAGGGAGUUAAGGAGAAAUGGUGUUAAGGCAACUUUGCUGCUGGAAAGGUUCUGGGGCAUCUCCUGGAGGUGCUGCUGCCACAGAGGGAAAAUGUUACGUGGAGCUGAUCUGUCAUGACAAGGGGGGAAAUUUACUGGGCCAGAUUAAUACCAUCAGGGUGAGUACAAGCUGCCAUUUCCUGGCCUUUUAUCCAGCCUGUAACACCUGGGAGCAAGAGAGGGCAAAGUGUGGUGGUUGGAUUCUGUUCUGCAGCUGAGAUCCCCUCUGCAUUCAGGUGUUGAGCUGUAAAUCCUGAGUGCCUCUGAUUUACAGGAAUCUCUGUCCUGUAGGUUAAGGUGUCAGAGCUGGUGUUUAAAUAAUGCCCAGCUUGAAAAGGGAAAUUAACUGAAGCAAUAUUUGCAUUAACUGUAAACAGGUGUUACUGAAUCCUUUAGCUGUAUGGUAGCUGGUUCCCCACUGCUCUUCUCUCUGGUUUAGGCUGAUUAUUUUGGCACUGUCUGAGUUUAAAAAAAAAAAAAAAAGAGAAUAAUAGUUGCUGCUCAACUCCACAUCCAGCAUCAAGGACUGUGAGACAUAAAAUAAUGUCCUUUAGUACAAACCUUGUUUCUGCAAGGGUUAGUUGGACUGGAAUACUAAAAAGAGAGGAAGAUUCCCUGGUAAGUGAGGACUCACAGUCCCUUUUUAGAAGAUGUGUAAUGCAAAUUUUGCAGCUCUCAAGUCAGAUACCUCAUUGGCCUCUUUUCCUGUCCACUUUGUGUACCUGGCAUCAUGGCUGUGUUUUUCUCUUGGACAUCUUCAUUCCUCCACCAGACUUCUAGGUCAUCACUUACUGAAAACAGACAUCAAGAUGUUGAUAGAAAAGAUGUGCUAGUUCUCCCAGAGUUUGGGAUAGCUUUGGCCCUUCGGUGACCAGUACUUGGUUGUGACGUUGCUUUGAAGUGCAAUAGAAAGCUUGGAAGGUCAGUAAAUGGUUUUUUAAUAGUUCUUUUUCUACUACUACAACAAAUAUGCCUUUCCAUGAAGGAUACGAGAGGCCUACCAUCUGAAAACAUUUGCACUAUGCUUUUAAGUGGUUUAUUAAACACACUUUUUCCUCAAUAGACAUUUUUAGGUGGUACUGUAACUGGCUUUUUAAGUCUUCACUGCAACUGGGUUUGUGUUUCCUUUUAAACCAAGUCUCCAAGCCUGGCUCAUUUGUCUGGUUAACACAUGUUCUCUAGCCAGUAGCUGGUUUUGUAGCCAUUGACAGCCUCUUCUCCUUUUUCUCUUCUCAGUAUGAUGUUGAAUGUAAGAGUGAAAAUGGACAUAGUUGUGGGGAAAAGGCCUGCUGCAACCCUUGUGCACUGUUUGUUACCUGCAACUGUAAUUACUUGGUUCUGUGAUUUGAUCUUUCUGUUCUCAGAAGAUGUAUAUAUUUUCUAAAUGAUUGCUCUGUGUAUAUAAAGGUCUGUUCUUUAAUGAAGAAAAGCAAUGCAAUAAGGAGCUUUGCACAGUUUGUUUUCAAACAAAAUGCAUUUGGGAAAAAAAAAAAAAAAAAGAGAGAAAAUAAAUAACCUGCCUAAAGAUGCAGUUGUUUCCACUUCUCAAUAACUUGAUUUGAAGGUGAUGCUUGAAUUUUGAUAAAACCAGAGUUGAGUAGAAAGGGCAGAGAAUUACUUGCCACUGGAGCAUAAAAUCUCUUUAAUUAGCUACUAAAAAAUCUGUUAAUAUUCAGGGAUUUUGACAAUUUUCUUGUUCAGGUGCUUGAGAGUAUCUGUAACAAGAUGCAUGAGAUUUUCCUUUGUGGAGCAAGCUUCCCCUUCAAGCAAACUUUAUUUUCUUCACUGGCUUAAGGAAAAACAGAAAAAUGCUGCAAUACAUCAAAAAGCUGCAGCUCCCACCAUCCAUGCAGCAGAUCAGAGGAACCAGAGAGCUUCAGCCAGGUUUGGAAUUCUGUACAACCUGCACUUUAUAAAAAAGCAACUUCAGUCAGCAAUCAAUCAUCAAUGUUGUUUCAUCUGGUAAAGAAUUUCAUUUUGGGGGGGAAAAAACCCCAAAAAGGUACCUUGCAACAGCUUCUUUUUGAAUGUUAAACUAGAAUGACAUACAGAGAGCUGUUGAGACAUCUCCUGUACAUCACCUUUAAAUUGGGUUUAUGUAGUUACUAAGUUUGUUUUGUUUAAUCUGUGUAUCUACCUGGAACUUUUUUCACCUGUAAAUACAUGGUUUUGUUAAAUAAAGUCAUGUAAAGUU
Molecule: messenger RNA, 5738 nt
Organism: Calypte anna (Anna's hummingbird)
Lineage: Eukaryota; Metazoa; Chordata; Aves; Apodiformes; Trochilidae
Gene: TBC1D14
Product: TBC1 domain family member 14
Exons: 14
Coding region: 344-2494 (716 amino acids)
Source: RefSeq, a predicted model, not a curated record